GUUUUCAUAGCUAGAAAACUCAUUGAAUGUGAAUGAAUUUGUUAUCGGUCAAGUGGGAACGAUGUGUGAUAACCCAGUGGCUUGAUAAGCGGCGAUGUCGAGCUUGGAUUGCAUGAAGUGGUCUGAUCGUGAGAUUUCAGCUUGGAAUCAGUCAAACAUUUCCCAGUUCGCCGACAAGAUGUGGUCCUCUACGACUAUUUUGGUUUUCCUAGCAGCAUUUACUUUGGUCCAGGGCAGCAUGCGGUUCCACUUUACCCUGGAUUUUCACGUACCGCAGCCGCCGAAUGCAUCCGACACCAUCGACAAGACCAUUAUUGUGGAGAACAAUCGGAUAUCUAUGGUAGACAACGAAGAAGCGACCACUAAGGCUCCGAUGACCCAAUGGACGGAACAGGAUCAGUAUAACCAGGACGCAUUGCUGAAGGUGACUGAUACGCGCAGAUCGGUGCAACAGCUGAAUACGGAGCUAUCACCCUUGGUUGGCAGGAGCACCGAUUUGGCCAGAAGGAUUAAGCAGAGUAUGCGAUACGUCAACGAGGUGGAUGCUAAUCUGGAUGAUUUGACCAGCUUUGGGCAGCUGGUGGAGCUGCUCACGAAAUUCGUUAUCCUAGUUGAUAACCUAAGGGAUCCAAACAAUCUCGGAGGCAUUCGAAGCCUGGAGUACGUACUCCUCAAGUUGGCUCUAGAGAAGUACGACCUGCUCAACAAGCGACAGGAGAUCGGUGAAUACUUGGAAAGGGCGGAGAGUGCCUGGCGAAGAUACCAAAACACGCAGGUGGUUGUUCUGGAUAACUCCACCUGAGUCCGGGCUCAGAUGCCUAUGACCACCACAUUAGGAAUUUAGUUUUAGGAUAAACCAGGACAAAGACCAGCAUCAUGGGUCGACACAAUCGCUGCACCAUGAUCUACUAGAGCGGCUCGGCUCUUGAAAGGAAUAAAAGCCAACGAAGGGACUUCCUGUCUAUUAUUCGAUUUCACUGCGAUGCCCAGAAUUGCUACAGGUAUGCGAGGGGAGUACCACCGAUUCCAGGGGUAGAAGACCCUAAAUUCCCUUCGGUGCCCGGUUUCGUUAAGGCUGGAAAGUACGUUACACACGCUAGGAAUGCCUUUGUACACUGCAAAAAAUUAUAGUUAUAAGUCCUAAAAGCGUAAGCAAUCAUGAUAAAUAAGUAUUUUACCCUAUACAAAAA
This is a messenger RNA of Drosophila sechellia, 1190 nucleotides long. RefSeq lists its product as uncharacterized. The record is from RefSeq and is a predicted model, not a curated record. NCBI's taxonomy places the organism in Eukaryota, Metazoa, Arthropoda, Insecta, Diptera, Drosophilidae. The transcript is spliced from 2 exons. The coding region runs from base 95 to 802 and encodes 235 amino acids.